AUGUGGCAACACUGAUCAGUAUACACAGGAGGCGUCGGCGGCUGGUUCAAAUGAAAAUGAGUUCGGAUAGGAACAAAAGAUACUUGGCAAAGAAGGGAAAAAAGAAGAACGGGUUUAAAAACAAGAACGAAAAAUUCAUUGCUAGAGAAUCUGAAUCUAUAAGCAAUGAAGAAAUUUUUUCCAGUUCUGAAGAUGAACAAGAAGAUCAGAGAGAUUAUUGUAAAGGAGGGUAUUGUCCCGUAAAAAUUGGAGAUGUGUUAAACAGUCAGUAUCGUAUAAUUCGCAAGUUAGGAUGGGGACAUUUUUCCACUGUAUGGCUUUGCUGGGAUUCAAAGGAAAAAAGAUUUGUGGCUCUAAAGUUAGUGAAAAGUGCAAGUCAUUUUACAGAAAGUGCUGCUGAUGAAAUCAAGUUAUUGAGAAGUGUUAGAGAUACUGAUCUAGAUGAUCCAUGCAGAGAGAGAGUCAUCCAACUUCUAGAUAAUUUUCAAGUAAGCAGCAUAAAUGGAAAUCAUACUUGCAUGGUAUUUGAAGUAUUAGGUCAUAAUUUAUUGAAAUUAAUUAUUCGAUCGAACUAUCAAGGAAUACCCAUCCAAUGUGUGAAAACAAUUAUAUCUCAGGUUUUGGAAGGUCUACAUUAUCUCCAUACAAAAUGCAAUAUUAUUCAUACAGAUAUUAAGCCAGAAAAUGUGUUAAUAACAGUUGAUGAAAGCUACAUUAAAAAGCUAACGUAUGAAGUAAUUCAACGCCAGAAACUUGGACUUAGACCUUUGGCAUCUCAAGUUUGUAAUGCACCAAGAGAAUUAAAAAAUUGUAAUAAUUCAAAUAUGUCAAAAAACAAGAAGAAGAAAUUGAAAAAGAAAGCCAAUUGGCAACAAAAAUUGAUUGAAAUGGAAGUUCAGGAAUUGGAAAAGUCUGAGACUGAUGAAAACAUUCAUAUUGAAUUGUGUCCAGGAAUUAAUAUAGAAAAAAGUUGUUCUAAAGAAUAAUUUUUAAAC
This is a messenger RNA of Centruroides sculpturatus (bark scorpion), 995 nucleotides long. RefSeq names its product SRSF protein kinase 1-like. Gene Ontology annotation, molecular function: protein kinase activity; ATP binding. Lineage: Eukaryota; Metazoa; Arthropoda; Arachnida; Scorpiones; Buthidae. The transcript has 10 exons. The coding region runs from base 51 to 986 and encodes 311 amino acids. The record is from RefSeq and is a predicted model, not a curated record. Gene Ontology annotation, biological process: spliceosomal complex assembly; regulation of mRNA processing; protein phosphorylation.